Haemonchus placei is the source of this 1962-nucleotide messenger RNA. NCBI's taxonomy places the organism in Eukaryota, Metazoa, Nematoda, Chromadorea, Rhabditida, Trichostrongylidae. The record is from the annotation of a GenBank genome assembly.
AUGGACAUCCCCUCCUUAUUCGUAGAUAUCUUCAACCCCUUGCCGGCUUACCCGAGCAAACAGAGAGCGGUUCACGUGCCUCAUGCCCCAAAGAGGCCAUGUCCGCUAAAUCGGAACGAAAAGAUCCUGGCAGUGCGGAACAUUUUACGAUAUGUUCCAAGGCAACAUCACGACGUUUUGGCGAAGGAAUUUGCCGAAGAACUGGAGAAAUACGGGCACAUUUAUGCAUACCGAUUCAUGCCGAAUUUCCAUUUGAAGGCACCACCAUUGAAAGAAAUUCCGGCAAAAUGUGAGCAAGCGGCAGCAAUCAUUUCGAUGAUUCUGAACAAUCUCGAUCCUGAAGUGGCCCAAUUUCCUCAGGAAAUGGUUACCUAUGGAGGAAAUGGUCAAGUGUUUAGCAAUUGGAUACAGUUCCGGCUGGUGCUCCUCUACUUGGUCAAGAUGUCCACGGAACAGACUCUCGUCAUGUACUCUGGUCAUCCUCUCGGUCUGUUCCCAAGCCACACGGAUGCUCCUAGAAUGAUACCAAACUAUUCCACCAAGCCACUGUACGACAAGUAUUUUGCAUUGGGUGUUACCCAAUAUGGGCAGAUGACAGCAGGGAGCUACGCUUACAUCGGUCCUCAGGGAAUUGUCCAUGGCACAACGAUCACAAUCUUGAACGCUGGGCGCCGUUAUCUAGGAGCAGAUGACCUGAAAGGGAAGGUGUUUGUAACCGCCGGACUAGGAGGAAUGAGCGGAGCACAGCCGAAAGCAGCUACCAUUGCCGGCUGCAUUUCAGUCACUGCUGAGGUCAUUUCGGACGCACUUUUGAAGCGACACAAACAAGGCUGGUUGGAUGAAUAUUCGAGCGAUUUGGACGAAAUCGUGAAAUUAAUCAAGAAAUAUCGUGACGAAAAGAAGACGAGAAGUAUCGGUUAUUUGGGAAAUGUGGUGGAUUUAUGGGAGCGCCUGGCAGCUGAAAAGGAGCUCUUGGUUGAUCUGGGCUCAGAUCAAACAUCGCUACACAAUCCUUUCCUUGGUGGAUAUUAUCCCGUAGGAAUCAGUGUAGAAAAGGCCAAUACGAUGAUGACUGAGGAUCCAGAACGCUUCAAGGAACUCGUCCAGAAAAGUCUUCUGAGGCAAAUAGCUGCCAUAGACAAGCUGGCUGCCCGAGGAAUGCAUUUCUGGGACUAUGGAAAUGCAUUUUUAGUGGAGUGCCAGAGAGCCGGGGCGGAUCUGCGCGAUCCAAAGUCGAAAGACGAUAAAACGUUCAGAUAUCCUUCAUAUAUGCAGGACAUCAUGGGGGACAUUUUCUCGAUGGGUUUUGGCCCGUUCCGUUGGGUGUGCACAUCUCAAGAACCUAAUGAUCUUGCGCAAACAGAUCGGAUAUCGUGCGAGGUGAUCGAGAAACUCCUGAAAAGCAAAGUGCCAGUACAUGUACUGCAACAGUACAUGGACAAUAAGAAGUGGAUCGAAGGUGCUGCCGAGAACCGUCUUGUAGUGGGAAGCCAGGCUCGGAUCCUAUAUUCCGAUCAAGAAGGACGUAUAGCACUCGCUGUGGCGUUCAACGAUGCUGUCAGAAAGGGGAAAGUCAAAGCUCCGAUCGUCAUAGCAAGGGACCACCAUGACGUUUCGGGAACUGAUUCCCCGUUCCGCGAGACGUCUAACAUCAGCGACGGUAGUGCAUUUACAGCCGACAUGGCUGUCCAGAACGUUAUAGGUGAUUCAUUCCGAGGCGCCACAUGGGUGUCAUUGCAUAACGGAGGCGGAGUCGGAUGGGGUGACGUGAUCAACGGUGGCUUCGGAUUGCUUCUCGACGGAUCCGAGGAGGCCGAGAAGCGAGCAACGUCAAUGCUUCAGUGGGACGUUUCUAAUGGCGUGGCUCGACGUAGCUGGUCAGGAAAUCGAAAGGCGCAAGAAGCUAUUCAGAGAACGCAAACAUUGGUGAGACUAGUGCAAGCUAUUCCCAUUAUUCUAUAG